AUGUCACGAAAACCGGCGUCCGCGCUCCCGGUAAUCAGCACCGAGGAUAUGUGCCCCGUGUGCAAGACGAUCCGGUACCUCAACAAAGACAUGGAAUUCCUCAUCAACCCAGAGUGCUACCACUCGAUGUGCUCGAACUGCGUGAACCGACUAUUCAACGACGGACCAAACCAGUGUCCCUACGCGAGGUGCCACCGUACCCUACGGCGGCGGGGAUUCCGCAGCGCCUUCUUCGGGGACCUGUCGGUGGAGCGGGAGGUGGACAUACGGCGGCGCGUCGCGGCCGUCUUCAACCAGGCCGAGGACGACUUCGAGACGCUGCGCGACUUCAACAACUACCUGCAGAUGGUGGAGGACCUGACCUUCGACCUGGUGUCGGGCGGGGACGCGCAGCGGCGCGCCGCCGAGGCCACCCUGCAGCAGUGGGAGGCCGAGCACAAGGCCGACAUCGAGCGCAACCGGCGCGCCGGCAAGGAGGCCGACGAGCAGUCGCGGCGCCGCCUGGCCGCCGAGCGCGACGCCGCGCGCCAGCGGCGCGUCGAGGCCCUGCGCGAGGCCGAGGAGGAGAAGCUCGAGCGCGUGCGCAGCCGCGAGGCCGAGCUGGACAGCCUGGCCCAGGGCCAGACGGGUGCCGGCGGUGGUGCGCAGAGGGUGCAGCUGAAGAGGCGGGGGCAUGCGGCCGCGAACCGGGCGGUCGAGGCGGCGGUCAACACGGCCGCGGCCGCCGCGGAUGUUGGGCGGCUGUCGAUCCGCGGGCUCAAGGAGAAGAAGAAGGCGCCUCCGCCCGAGGGGCCGUACGAUCCGUUUGGAGGGGUGGACUUCGUGCCGAGCAGGUACAAGGUGCACGAGGGGCUCACGCACCCGGCGAUCGACAAGUACAAGGGCGACCCAGGGCACAUUACGGGCGGGUAUAGCUUUGACGAGUACACGACGAGGGCCAUGUUUGAAGCGUUUGCGGGGUUGGGGGUCUUUAUCGAGGACGAAAAGGAGGCCGGCAUUGGGUUGUCUGCUGGGGAGGUGGCGACCAUCAGCGCGGGGAUGGCUGCCGUGGGUGACAGGAUGGAGGUAGACUAA
This is a messenger RNA of Chaetomium fimeti, 1074 nucleotides long. RefSeq names its product CDK-activating kinase assembly factor MAT1-domain-containing protein. NCBI's taxonomy places the organism in Eukaryota, Fungi, Ascomycota, Sordariomycetes, Sordariales, Chaetomiaceae. Gene Ontology annotation, molecular function: cyclin-dependent protein serine/threonine kinase activator activity. The transcript has a single exon. Gene Ontology annotation, biological process: nucleotide-excision repair; regulation of transcription by RNA polymerase II; positive regulation of cyclin-dependent protein serine/threonine kinase activity. The coding region runs from base 1 to 1074 and encodes 357 amino acids. The record is from RefSeq and is a predicted model, not a curated record. Gene Ontology annotation, cellular component: transcription factor TFIIH holo complex.